This is a messenger RNA of Sphaerodactylus townsendi, 4996 nucleotides long. RefSeq names its product Rho guanine nucleotide exchange factor 7 (gene ARHGEF7). Gene Ontology annotation, molecular function: guanyl-nucleotide exchange factor activity; protein binding. Gene Ontology annotation, biological process: intracellular signal transduction. Lineage: Eukaryota; Metazoa; Chordata; Lepidosauria; Squamata; Sphaerodactylidae. The transcript has 22 exons. The record is from RefSeq and is a predicted model, not a curated record. The coding region runs from base 492 to 3080 and encodes 862 amino acids.
UGGGGUUGGCGGAGGGCCCCCGUCCGCGCCUUCCAGCUCCUCCUCGUCCUGCUGCUGCUUCAAUGAUGUCAUGGAGAGGCAGAAGCCGAAGGAGGGGGGGAGGAGGAGGAGGCGGCGGCACUGCAGGUUCAUGUGUAUAUAAUGAAAAGGCAUUUGACAAUCUGCCAAAACGCACGGGAGGAAGAAAGUGGACCGGGUGGAUUUCGUAAAGCGAAUCGUCAUCAUCUGCAACUAUAUGGGGAAGGAGGAGGGGGCGGCGGCGGCGACUCCAGCCUCGGCUGCCUCCAUGUGAAACCCCCAGCAGGAACCGAGGGGGGCCCCACGGGGAGGGUGGGGUGAUCCGGGGGGGUAUCCAAGGGAGGAAGGGCCGCUGCAAGCGGAGAACCCGAGCCUCCCCCCCCCCUCCUGCAGGGGUGCAAUUUCUUCUCCCCGUGGCUCCUCGCUGGGAUUAAAAAGCCUCCUCUUGGCAAGCAGCAGCAGCAGCAGCAGCCAUGAAUUCGGCGGAGCAGACCGUUACAUGGCUGAUCACCCUGGGCGUGCUGGAAUCGCCCAAAAAGAGCAUCUCGGACCCGGAGGGCUUUUUGCAAGCGUCGCUGAAAGACGGGGUGGUGCUGUGCAGGUUGCUGGACCGCCUGCUGCCGGGGACCAUCGAUAAGGUUUACCCGGAGCCCCGCACCGAGAGCGAGUGCCUGAGCAACAUCCGCGAGUUCCUCCGGGCUUGCGGCGCCACCCUCCGCCUGGAGACCUUUGACGCAAAUGAUCUUUAUCAAGGACAAAACUUCAACAAGGUGCUCAGCUCCUUAGUUGCUCUAAAUAAAGUAACAGCAGAUAUAGGGCUUGGAAGUGACUCAGUGUGUGCGAGGCCAUCAUCUCACAGGAUAAAGUCAUUUGAUUCCUUGGGAUCCCAGUCUUUACAUAGCAGAACUUCAAAACUUUUUCAGGGCCAGUAUCGAAGUCUGGACAUGACCGAUAAUAGCAACCAUCAGAUGGUGGUACGAGCAAAAUUUAAUUUCCAACAGACCAAUGAAGAUGAGCUUUCUUUCACAAAAGGAGAUAUCAUUCAAGUAACAAGAGUGGAAGAAGGAGGCUGGUGGGAAGGAACGCACAAUGGGAAGACAGGCUGGUUUCCCAGCAAUUACGUACGAGAAGUAAAAUCAAAUGAAAAACCUGUCUCCCCCAAAUCAGGAACGCUGAAGAGCCCUCCAAAAGGAUUUGAUACAUCUGCCAUUAGCAAAAGCUAUUACAAUGUGGUGCUACAAAAUAUUUUAGAAACAGAAAAUGAAUAUGCUAAGGAACUGCAGACCAUGCUUUCUAACUACCUGCGGCCUUUACAAGUCAGUGAAAAAUUAAAUUCUACAGAUACUUCAUAUUUAAUGGGAAACCUAGAAGAAAUCAGCUCCUUUCAGCAAAUGCUUGUGCAGUCUUUAGAAGAAUGCACCAAGUUGCCUGAAGCACAGCAGCGAGUUGGUGGUUGCUUUCUAAAUCUGAUGCCACAAAUGAAAAAUUUAUAUCUUGUGUACUGUGCCAACCACCCGUCAGCAGUAACUGUUCUCACAGAACACAGUGAAGAGCUAGGAGAAUUCAUGGAGAUGAAAGGAGCCAACAGUCCUGGGAUUCUUGUACUGACCACGGGCCUCAGCAAACCCUUUAUGCGCCUGGAUAAAUAUCCCACCUUACUCAAAGAGCUUGAAAGACACAUGGAGGAUUACCAUCCAGAUCGACCUGACAUUCAGAAGUCUAUGACAGCCUUCAAAAAUCUUUCUGCACAAUGUCAAGAAGUGCGAAAAAGAAAGGAACUUGAACUCCAAAUACUAACAGAAGCUAUCCGUUGCUGGGAAGGGGAGGACAUUAAAACACUUGGAACUGUUAUUUAUAUGUCACAAGUCAUGAUACAGUGUGCUGGUAGUGAGGAAAAGAAUGAACGAUACCUUCUUCUGUUUCCCAACACUUUGCUCAUGUUGUCUGCCAGCCCUAGAAUGAGUGGGUUUAUCUAUCAGGGAAAACUACCACUGACGGGGAUGACCAUCAUAAAACUAGAAGACACUGAAAAUCACAGAAAUGCAUUCGAAAUAUCAGGAAAUAUGAUUGAACGAAUAUUAGUAUCCUGUAAUAACCAACAAGAUCUACAUGAAUGGGUGGACCAUCUGCAGAAGCAAACCAAAGUAACAACGGUUGGGACUCCCACUAUUAAACCUCAUUCUGUGCCAUCUCACACGCUUCCUUCUCAUCCCGUAACACCGUCUAGCAAACACUCAGAUAGCAAACAAAUACCGCUGACUCCAGUUUACCACACUUUGCCACACCCUUCACAUCAUGGGACGCCUCAUACUACUAUAAACUGGGGACCCCUGGAGCCUCCUAAAACUCCUAAGCCGUGGAGUUUGAGCUGUUUGCGACCGGCACCACCACUGCGGCCUUCAGCAGCACUCUGUUACAAAGAGGAUCUCAGCAAAAGCCCUAAAACAAUGAAAAAAUUGCUGCCCAAGAGAAAACCUGAACGGAAACCAUCAGAAGAGGAGUUUGCCCUGAGAAAAAGUACAGCUGCGUUAGAAGAAGACGCUCAGAUUCUAAAAGUUAUUGAAGCUUACUGCACAAGUGCCAAAACACGCCAAACACUGAAUUCAACAUGGCAAGGCACUGACCUGAUGCAUAAUCACGUCUUGGCUGAUGAUGACCAAUCAAGUCUAGACUCCUUGGGUCGUCGCAGUAGCCUUUCUCGUUUGGAGCCUUCCGACCUCUCUGAAGACUCUGACUAUGACAGUAUAUGGACAGCCCAUAGUUACAGAAUGGGGUCUACAUCUCGCUCCCGUAAAGACUCUGCUCCCCAAGUGCUGCUUCCAGAGGAAGAGAAAAUUAUUGUAGAAGAAACAAAAAGUAAUGGGCAAACUGUGAUAGAAGAAAAAAGUCUUGUUGAUACAGUAUAUGCAUUAAAGGAUGAAGUACAGGAAUUAAGACAGGAUAACAAAAAGAUGAAGAAAUCCCUGGAAGAAGAACAAAGAGCUCGCAAGGAGCUUGAAAAGCUUGUCCGGAAAGUUCUCAAGAGCAUGAACGAUCCUUCCUGGGAUGAAACUAAUUUAUAAUGAAUUUACCAUUUUCUUUUCUUUCUAUUGAAAGACCAGUUGUCAAAUCAAGCUGGGAAGCCUUCUGACAUUUAGUCAGUCCUGCAUAAAGAGCACUACGAAGCGAGAUUUAACUGGAUUGAAUAAUUUUUCUUCCUUACUAUGUAUGUCCAAACCAUUCACUGAAGCUGUCUAUGCUUGAGUAUAGAUAGCAUGGACCCUGAACUCCACUAGAUUUAACUUGUUUGCAUUUAAAUUACCUCAGUCUGCAGCAAGUGCAACAGCUGGCUAAAGAAGUCCAUGUUUUUCAGCAGCUUUUAAAAUUAAAUAUAUCUUUUAUUCUCCUUGUAAAUAUCUGUAAUUUUGAAUGUGUGUAUGAUAAGUGUAUCAGGACUGAUACAGUGUUAAACCUUUUUCUCUGAUAUUGCAAGCAGCAGACAUGGUCUGUGGUCGCUCACCAAAAAAUAACUAAAAAUCCUUUAUUGUAUCAAGACAAAACUGUUCCAGAGUGUAUUCUAGACAUAAUUAGGUUUGAGAUGCAAAAUGUGUUUUUGUUAUGUCCCCAUCAUAUUUCACAGUAUUCACUCAUCUGUUUUAAAUAAUGAACGUAAAUGUUUCUGUCUGGUGAAACCUUCAGACAGCUGAACGUGCUUUUUAGCAAUAUAAAGAUGCAGUAAACUCUUCAUUGGCACCAUUUUCAUAUGAAAGCUAACAAGAUCCGGCACUGAUUUAGUUAUGUUUCUUUUGGCAUGCCAGUAUGCAGAAUAAAUGGUGUAUGUGCUGUUUGUUUUUAAUUGUUAGUUACUAGAUGACUUGUGUACUACAUUUUUAAAUAAUUGUGCUUAUACUUUAACAUACAGCUGGCUGGUAUUUUAAUGGAACACUCAAGCACUGUUGUCAAAACAAAAGUUCUUCUCUAGCUGGGGUCUUUUUUGUGUGAAUAAAAUGUAUUAUUUAUUUUUAUUGUAACCAUAAGGUUUCGGUUAACAUUUGUAUGUAGAAUGUUUGGAAACCUAAGGCCUGUCAUCUGGCAGAAUAAUUCUUUUUUCCAUGUGCGAUCGAGUAGUAACCUAUUUACCUUAGUCCCUUUAGACAACAAAUUUUAAAAAGGACAGCAGUGCUUUAUGAGACAAAUCCUGUCUAAUUUUCUCUUUUCCAUACAAAUAAGCUCCAGUUACUUUGGACAGUGUGGUUCCCAUGUAAGUAUAUUGUCAUAAUAUUCUGCACUAGAAAUUUGGAACUCCACAGUGUGUGACUUGGGCAGUAUUUUUAAGAGUUACUACUGUGGUCAAACAUUAUGGCUUUCAGCCAAAAUUUAACAUUGCUAAAGUUGUUUGGUUUUUGAAGAUGUAGUCCUAACACCCUUCUAAGCCCUUUGAUGUCAGUGGUUUUAGAAAGGUCUGCUUAGGAUUGCAUUGCUAUUUCCGACAUCAUUAUUUUCAGUGAAUCCAAAUACCAUUAAUGUUGAUUCCAGCCUUCCUGCUGACUUUGGCAGAGUCCUAAGGCCUGACUGACUCUUGUGAGAAACGUGAGGCUGCUGCUGAAAACAUCCCCAUUUUGAGUCUUUCCCUUUCGUAAUGAUGGAACUCAUCCAGUUCUGACAUCAUCAGUUGUGCAUUGUCUGUGGAACGGGCAAAUAUACAACAUUCUGACAUGGGGUGGCCUUUAGUACACAUUACAGAAGAGGGGAAACAAAUGUGGAGGUGUGGUGUGAAAGAAUAGACCCAUUUUUCUCAUAAUGUAUAGUUUCCUUCUCCAAAUGAUUAUAUUUGUCUCAUGUACUGUGUGUGGUAUAAUUGAUUCUUGUAUUAAACAGAUUAAGCCUGUUCCUCCCUUCUGAAGCAAUAAAAGUCAGCUAUUUAUUGUUUCCUGCUGGCAGCAGCCAGAAAAGGCAGCUAUACUUCAGUUCAAAUAAAUGUUUAUUGUCAUGAUAAAGA